Molecule: messenger RNA, 3313 nt
Organism: Eublepharis macularius
Lineage: Eukaryota; Metazoa; Chordata; Lepidosauria; Squamata; Eublepharidae
Gene: PLAU
Product: plasminogen activator, urokinase
Exons: 11
Coding region: 178-1488 (436 amino acids)
Biological process (GO): regulation of cell adhesion mediated by integrin; plasminogen activation
Molecular function (GO): serine-type endopeptidase activity
Source: RefSeq, a predicted model, not a curated record
UCUGCAGUGAGCUAGAGAAUCAACGGGGCCAAGUCCAGCACUGCCAGCAUUACAGCCACUCGGAUAGCACACAGUCCAGCACAGCUUUGACAUUGCUGGUCGACCGAAGUCAUCACAAGAGGAAGCAGAGAAGUGAAUCGCCAGACCCGUGAAAAUAGGAACCUCUUUCCCAACACGAUGAAGCUGCUCUUCGUCACCUCUGUAAUGCUAAGUGCUCUUCUCACAGACUUUGCCUCCGCUCGGCAUUCGGAGAAACUGCAUAGGCAAGCGAGCAAAACCAAAUACGAGCGCCAAGACUGUAACUGUUUACAUGGAGGAACAUGCAUCUCCUAUCACCUCUUUUCUCGAGUCAAACGCUGCUUGUGUCCCCAAGGAUAUAGUGGAGAUCGCUGUGAAAUAGAUGUCGAAAUUCAGUGUUAUACAGGCAACGGGGAGGACUACCGAGGGACCAAGUCAGUGAACGAGCAGAACGAGAAAUGCCUGAUGUGGGACUCUGCUCUGCUAAAGAGGUGGCCUUACAAUGAUGGCAUAGAAAACGCCAUGGAGCUCGGAUUAGGCAAGCACAAUUAUUGCAGAAAUCCCGAUGGUCGCACUAAACCCUGGUGUUACGUUAGGAGGGGAUAUCGAACUUUUUCAACUUUCUGUGAUCUAUCGGAGUGUCAGAAACAAGCCACAUGUGGCCAGAGGCGCUUUAGCAAAUACUUUAAGAUUGUGGGUGGGAACAAAGCAGAAAUCGAGUCUCAGCCCUGGAUAGCAACCAUCUUCCAGUAUAUGAAGAGAAGUGCUUACAAUAUGUUUUUGUGCGGUGGAAGCCUUAUAGAUCCGUGCUGGGUUGCUACAGCAGCCCAUUGUUUCAAAGGAAGAAGUCUUGACCCAACCCAGUUCACAGUCAUUCUUGGAAAGACAUCACUGACUACUGAUGAAGAGAGUGAACAAAAAUUUAAGGUUGAAAGGGUUAUUCUUCAUGAGGAAUUUUUAGAAGAGGCACCAAAUUUCGACAAUGACAUCGCCCUACUGAAGAUCAGAUCAUCUUCAGGACAGUGUGCAGAAGAGUCAAAUGUCGCCAAAACCAUUUGUUUGCCUCCUGAAAACUUGGUAUUGAAUGACAAUUUUCGGUGCGAAGUUUCUGGCUAUGGGAAAGCGAACAGCAGCGAUAUUUUAUACGCAAGGAUUCUGAAAUCAACCAACGUGAAUUUGAUAUCCCAGUCCUUGUGCCGGGAAGAAUACUACAGUGGUCGAGGUCUGAAUGGCAACAUGUUCUGUGCUGGAGAUCCACGCUGGAAGACUGAUGCGUGCCAAGGUGAUUCUGGAGGUCCUCUGGUCUGCGAUUACAAUGGCAGGAUGGUGCUGUAUGGAAUUGUCAGCUGGGGCGAUGGCUGUGCUAAGGAAAGGAAGCCUGGAGUCUACACCAGAGUCACCAGAUACCUCCCUUGGAUCGCAUCCCACAUGAAUGGAGUGCACUUCAAAAGCUUCUACCCUCCUCAAUGAAGGCAGCGUUUCCUUUCUAGCGUGGACCUGACGCAUGGAUUCACGGUGUUUGUAAGAACACCAAACUAGUGAAAACUGAGCCGAAUAACAAUGCAGUGCAUUGAAACUCCGAGACUUGCUUUGGAGUUGAUCUUACCUCUUUAGAGGGUACCUUUUCAGAUUUAUCAGAGGGUUCGUUGGUUGAUGUUCAUCUCAGUUUAUCUGAAACAGAACUCUAUCUCCAUCACUAUGAAUGAUACAAAAAUUCUCCGAUGGGAAAAAGAACCCUAUAUAAUAUUUAACAUUUAAAUAUGGAGAGAUUGCCAGACAAUGUACUUUACAUGUCAUACUAUUUACAGGAAUGGAUAUUCUAAUACGUCAGUAGUUCUUGUGAGGUUUUAAAACCAGCUAUUAACAUAUUAAUGGUUGGCCCAAGGUGGAGAAAGUGACGUAUGCUGAAGUCCCUUUAAAUUGAAUGGAAUGAGGGUUAAGUGCUAAAUUGUUUUGAAUUUGUUUGUUUCUAUGUAUCUUAAAUGCACUUAACUUUCUCUGGGCCGCACUGUUCAGCUUUUACCAUAUUUUAAUGUUUUUAUCUAAAAUAUUUUUUCUUUAAGAAAAACAUACUGAAGGUGGAAGCCACUAACUGUUAUGCUCUGAACAGGGAAACAAAUCUGAGGGCAUUAAAAAGGGGGAAAGGUUAUGAGGGACUUGUCGUACACUCUAGUCCUAGUUUCAUCAAAAGGGUUAGUGAAGCAAUUAUGGUGGACUACCCUAGGAUCUACCAUUCCAGUUGCAGCUGACGUUUAUUUUAUGUGGAAGACAGGCCCAUCAGUGGCUAUGGUCCAUGGUGAGUAAAGAAUAUCUCUGUAAUCAGUAGCAGUAAACCUCUGAAACCCAGUGUUAGAACAUCAGAGGCGGGCCUUGGCCUUUGUGUCCUGUUUCUUGGCCCUUCUGGGCAACUAGUUGGCCACUGUGUGAGGCAGAAUGCUGGACUAGGUGGACCACCAGGCUGGUCCUCAUUCCAAGUGUAUCAAAGACAUCAUUCUAGCCUGCAGAGGUCAAAGUGCAGUGAGAUGUUCAUGGGGCCAGAUUCUCUACAGUUAAGAGAGGGGUUGUGUGGCUCAGUGGAAGAGCCUCUGCUUUGCAAGCAGAAGGUCCCCGGUUCAAUUCCUGACAUCUCUAGUUAAAAGGACCAGAGAGUAGGUGAUGGGAUAGACCUUCACCUGAGACCCUGGAGAGCUGCUGCCAGUCUGAGUAGACAAUACUGACCUUGAUGGACCAAUGAGCAAUUUGGUGUAACGUGGCUUCAUGGGUGUUCAUAUGAGGCUCCACCGUUCACUCUGUGAGGCACACACCAGCAUUGGUUGUUGUGAAGCAAAGGCUGCUCACUUUCAAAGUGCAUGCUUGUGCUCUAAGAGCUAUAUAACAACUGCUGGGAUAGGUGAGAACAUUGCUGUACUCCAACAUGGUUAAUUAAGGGGUCUGUUUCAACAAAACUCAUCGCUACCCUCCCCCACUCAACCAGGGCUGGAAGAGCUUCCAGUUCUUCCCUUAAAGAUGGAUCCUACCUUGUCAGUCUGACUUCCCACCAACAUUUAGCCAUCAACAUUUUAGCACUGGGUGCCGAAAUUCGGUUACAUACUCCCAUUGAUAUCCUGCAGUACAAGUAUGAAUACACCAGAGUUUUAAAUGAAUUUUAACUCAUUCUCUCUCUCCAAGGAAACUUGGGGAAUGUAAUUUUGUGAGGUGGGUAGUGUCCUUUAACCAGUUCUAAGAAUUCUUUCAGCAAACCUGUAUCAGUUAAACUCAGGGCUUUUUUUCAGCAGGAACGCAGGGGAACGGAGUU